This is a messenger RNA of Striga hermonthica, 2610 nucleotides long. The record is from the annotation of a GenBank genome assembly. NCBI's taxonomy places the organism in Eukaryota, Viridiplantae, Streptophyta, Magnoliopsida, Lamiales, Orobanchaceae.
AUGAUUAAGACCCCGCCGAAAAUCCAAGCUCAGCUAAGUGAGGCGUUAACCAUCAUAGGUAAGCACGAUUUCCCUAGAGCUUGGCCUACUCUCUUGCCUGAAUUGGUGGUGACUCUGGAUAAAUUGAGCCAGGCUAACAACUAUGCUUCCGUUAAUGGGGUUUUAUCGACGGUUAACUCUUUAUUUAAGAAAUUCAGGUACCAGUAUAAGUCUAAUGACCUGAUGCUGGAUUUGAAGUACUGCCUGGAUAACUUUGCCAAGCCAUUGCUCGAAGUGUUUAAGAGGACUGCAAGUUUUAUAGACCAAACUGUGGGUUCUGGGGCCCCUAAUACCAUUUCUCUCAAGGGUUAUAUAGAGUCGCAGAGGCUUUGUUGUAGGAUAUUCUUUUCACUCAAUUUCAUCGAUCUUCCUGAAUUUUUUGAGGAUCACAUGGAUGAAUGGAUGAUUGAGUUCAAUAAAUAUUUGACGGUAAAAUAUCCUGCUUUAGAAGAAGGUGGAGGUGAUGGGCUUGCUUCUGUUGAUGGGUUGCGGGCUGCCGUUUGUGAGAACAUUAGCCUCUAUAUGGAGAAAGAGGAGGAAUUAUUUGAGAAGUAUUUGCGUGGGUUUGUGGAUGCAGUAUGGGGGCUCUUGGUGGUUGCCUCCAGUGAUUCUAGCCGGGAGAGGCUGACCGUGACUGGUAUCAAGUUCUUGAACACUGUUAGCACAAGCGUCCAUCAUAAUUUGUUUGCGAGUGACAAUAUUUUACAACAGAUUAUUCAGAGUAUCGUGAUCCCAAAUGUGAUGUUGAGGGAUGAGGAUGAAGAGCUUUUUGAGAUGAACUAUGUGGAGUUCAUACGGAGGGAUAUGGAAGGCAGUGACCUAGACACCCGUAGGAGGAUUGCAUGUGAACUCCUUAAGGGAAUUGCUGUGAAUUAUAAGGAUAAUGUGACCCAGAAGGUCUCCAUUCAGGUACAGAGCCUUCUGGCCUCAUUUGCAGAGAAUCCAGCUGCAAACUGGAAGCACAAGGACUGUGCUAUUUAUUUGGUUGUUUGCCUUGCCAUGAAACGAGCUGGUGGAAACUUUAUAACGACCGACAUUGUUGAUGUUGAGAGCUUCUUCAGCACAGUAAUCGUUCCAGAGUUGAGAAGUCAGGAUGUGGACGGGUUCCCCAUGUUGAAAGCUGGGGCAUUGAAAUUCUUCACCAUGUUUAGGCACCAUAUACCCAAGCAUGUGGCAGUGGCACUGCUACCUGAAGUGGUUCGCUUCCUUGCAUCUGAGUCGAAUGUGGUGCAUUCGUAUGCCGCUAGCUGCAUUGAGAAGCUCCUUCUGGUCAAGGAAGAAGGGGGGAGGCCAAGAUACACAGCCGAUGACGUUAAUCCAUUUCUGCUUGCACUGAUGACCAAUCUUUUCAAUGCCUUGCAGAAGCCAGAAUCUGAGGAGAACCAGUAUGUGAUGAAGUGCAUCAUGCGGGUUCUUGGGGUUGCUAAUGUUUCGCGUGAAGUUGCUUUGCCUUGCAUCAAUGGCCUGGCAGCUUUACUGAACAGGGUCUGUGAGAACCCGAAGAAUCCUGUAUUCAACCAUUAUCUCUUCGAGUCUGUGGCUCUUCUUAUCAGGCGGGCAUGCGAGCAGGAUCCUUCGGUUAUUUCAGCCUUUGAGACUAGCCUGCUGCCCAGCGUGCAGAUGAUUUUAGCUAGGGAUGUCAGCGAGUUCUUCCCGUAUGCAUUCCAGCUCCUCGCACAGCUUGUUGACUUGAAUCGAUCUCCUUUGCCAGUGAAUUAUAUGGAGAUCUUUGCGAUAUUACUCCUCCCUGAAUCUUGGAAAAAGUCGGCAAAUGUUCCUGCUCUUGUUCGCCUGCUCCAGGCCUUCCUAAGAAAGGCACCACAUGAACUAAACCAGCAGGGGCGGUUGUCUAGUAUUCUUGGAAUAUUCAACACGUUAGUCUCAUCUCCAAGUACUGACGAGCAAGGAUUUUAUGUGCUUAACACUGUGAUCGAACAUCUCGGUUAUGAUGUGAUCUCUCCCUACAUUAGCCAUAUCUGGGUUGCUUUGUUCAAACGGCUGCAACUUAACAGGACUGUGAAGUUCACCAAGUCUCUCGUCAUAUUUAUGUCACUCUUUUUGGUGAAACAUGGUCCAGAAAACCUUGUUGGCUCCAUGAAUGCUGUUCAGCCUGAUAUUUUCCGCACGAUUCUUGAGCAAUUCUGGAUACCCACUCUCAAGAUGAUCACAGGUUCAAUGGAGCUCAAGUUGAGUUCGGUUGCCUCUACUAGACUUUUAUGUGAGACCCUAUCGGCAGCAGAUCCAAGUCUCUGGGGUAAAAUGCUUGACAGCAUUGUUACACUUAUUUCAAGGCCGGAGGAGGAUAGAGUGGAGGAGGAGCCUGAUGUUCCGGAUUUUGGUGAAACUGUGGGUUAUAAUGCCGCAUUCGUUCAGCUAUACAAUGCUGGGAGGAAAGAAGAGGACCCUCUGCGAGAUAUCAAUGAUCCUAAGCAAUUCUUGGUUGCAUCUCUGGCAAAUCUUUCUACUCGUUCAGCUGGAAUUUACCCAAGAAUUAUUACUGAAAAUCUUGAUCAAGCUAAUCAAGCUGCACUGUUACAGCUUUGUGGCUCCCAUAAUCUCAGAAUAGUUUGA